Molecule: messenger RNA, 1041 nt
Organism: Saccharomycopsis crataegensis
Lineage: Eukaryota; Fungi; Ascomycota; Saccharomycetes; Ascoideales; Saccharomycopsidaceae
Gene: LCP5
Product: small subunit rRNA maturation protein LCP5
Exons: 1
Coding region: 1-1041 (346 amino acids)
Biological process (GO): maturation of SSU-rRNA from tricistronic rRNA transcript (SSU-rRNA, 5.8S rRNA, LSU-rRNA)
Cellular component (GO): small-subunit processome; nucleolus
Source: RefSeq, a predicted model, not a curated record
AUGGCCUCCUCAGAGUCAAUUACUAGUCUAUUGAAAACCAUCAGAGCAAGCGCAGAAACCACUGAGGAAUCGAUCAGAAAGAUCACCAAAGAGUUGCAAUCAAAUAAUGAAUUACCAUCUUUUAUCCAGGCAAAUAACAAUAGUAAUAACGCCACAGGAGUCUCGCUAUUGUCACUCAAGAACGAUGCAUUGUUGUCAUAUGUUAACAGUCUUGGAUUGUUGAUGUUGCUGAAAGUUGAGGAAUUGAAGGGGGUUGAUGAUGAUGCCAUCAAUAAAGCUAAAGAAAAGAGUAUUGAGAAUACCGUGGUACAAAGAGUGGUAUUAGAAAGGGGGGUCAAAGGGUUGGAAAACAAAAUCAGUUACCAAUUGGAUAAGAUGGUGAGAGCAUAUAAUAGAGCCAAAGAUGAGGAUAAAAAGGGUGCGAAUUCUGAAAAGCUUAGCAAGGAAGAAAAAGAAAAUAGUAAUGACGAGAAUGAAGAUGAAGACGAUGAAGAUAGUGAUGCUGAUCUUAAUUUCAAACCAAAUGCUAUGGCAUUGGUAAGCAAACUAGAUUCCAAAAACAAAAAGAAGAAUGUCAAAUCAGAUUCAACAGCCGAGGGAGAGAAGUAUCGACCACCAAAGAUCAGUGCUGUGGCCCCACCAGUUGCCAACGCUGAUCAUCGUCAAUCUAAUGAUGGUAAGAAUGAGAACAGAAGACGGAAAUUACAAUCGAUGGAAGAGUAUAUUGCCGAACAUGGCGAUGCUCCAAUGGUUGCCCGGUCAAUUGGUAGUAAUAUUGUCGACCAUGGUCGUGGAGGAAUCAAGACUAAUAGAGAACAGGCUAAGGAAGACGAGAUUGAGCGGUACGAAGAAGAGAAUUUCACAAGAUUACCAAGCACGAUGACUAAGAAGACAGGAAAAGAGAAAAGAAAUGCCAAAGAAAACAACUUCUUUGGAGAAGAUUGGAGUAUAUUUGGUAACAAUAAUGAUAAGGGAUUUUCAGGGAAUUCUCGAAAGAAGAGCAGUGCUUGGGACAGAGCUAAAAAACGGAAGACUCGUUAA